AUGCUGCUGCUGCUACUGCUGCCCCUGAUGUGCACAGGCUCCCUGGCUCAGGAUUCUUAUUGGCUGAAAGUACAGGAGUCGGUGAUGGUGCAGGAGGGCCUGUGUGUGUAUGUGCCCUGCAGAUUCGCCCACCCUUGGAUACUCUAUGAUUACCGUACCCUUCCUCACGGCUACCGGUUCAGGGAAGGAGCUAAUAUAGACACAGACACUCCAGUGGCCACAAACAACCCAAAGCAUGAAGUGCUGAAGGAGACCCACGGCCACUUCCUCCUCCUCGGGGACCCCAAGGACUACAACUGCUCCCUGUUCAUCAGAGACGCCAGGAAGGAGGACCAGGGGAAAUACUUUUACAGGGUGGAGAGAGGAGGGUUAAAGUACAGUUACACAAGGACUCUGCUUAACCUGCAUGUGACAGCCCUGACCCACACCCCUCACAUCCUCGUCCCAGAAAUGCUCCAGUCUGGCUGCUCCAGGAACCUGACCUGCUCUGUGCCCUGGGCCUGUGAGAGGGGGACACCCCCCAGCUUCUCCUGGAUUGGGGAUGCCGUCACCUCCCAGGUCUCCAGCAGCCUCUUAUCCUCAGUGCUCACCCUCAAGCCACAGCCUCAGGACCAUGGCUCCAACCUCACCUGCUGAGUGACCUUCCCUGGGGCUAAUGUGACUGUGG
Molecule: messenger RNA, 667 nt
Organism: Erinaceus europaeus (western European hedgehog)
Lineage: Eukaryota; Metazoa; Chordata; Mammalia; Eulipotyphla; Erinaceidae
Product: myeloid cell surface antigen CD33-like
Exons: 3
Coding region: 1-636 (211 amino acids)
Biological process (GO): cell adhesion
Cellular component (GO): plasma membrane
Molecular function (GO): sialic acid binding
Source: RefSeq, a predicted model, not a curated record